This is a messenger RNA of Aedes aegypti (yellow fever mosquito), 767 nucleotides long. RefSeq lists its product as uncharacterized. Gene Ontology annotation, molecular function: structural constituent of chromatin; DNA binding; protein heterodimerization activity. The record is from RefSeq and is a predicted model, not a curated record. Gene Ontology annotation, biological process: nucleosome assembly. The coding region runs from base 1 to 720 and encodes 239 amino acids. NCBI's taxonomy places the organism in Eukaryota, Metazoa, Arthropoda, Insecta, Diptera, Culicidae. Gene Ontology annotation, cellular component: nucleosome. The transcript has 2 exons.
AUGAAAGGAGUCGACCAGGAAUUGGCGAAGCUCCGAAAAAUCGUCGAGGAGCUUUCGACGAAGAAGCAUAAGCGGAGCAAGAAGGAACGAACGAUCCAAGUCAUGAAGGUAACCGAUUCGGAGAUGGAGGCAGAAGAAAUCGACAAGAAGGACAAGUUGGCGAAAAGGAAGCAGCAAGGAGGAUCCGGAGAAAUCUCCCCUCCCUACAAGCGGAAUACGAACGGGAACGAUUCGGAAUUAAUGUCGGGUAGCAACUACGAAUCGACGGGAGCUAUUGGUGGCGAGAUGACCGAGAGGCGAAUGACCGCUUUUGCGGUUAAAGCCUCGUUAAACCAAAAACAACCAACCUUGGCGCAGCCAUCAGUUCCAGUACUACCGUCGUCGAACACAGAACCAAAUUCAUCCAAAAUGACCGGCCGUGGCAAGGGAGGCAAAGGACUCGGAAAAGGAGGCGCCAAGCGUCAUCGCAAGGUUUUGCGUGAUAACAUCCAGGGUAUCACCAAGCCCGCAAUCCGUCGUCUGGCUCGUCGUGGAGGAGUCAAGCGUAUCUCCGGACUUAUCUACGAGGAAACUCGUGGUGUGUUGAAGGUGUUCCUGGAAAACGUCAUCCGUGAUGCCGUUACCUACACUGAACACGCCAAGCGUAAAACCGUUACCGCUAUGGAUGUUGUCUACGCUCUGAAGCGUCAGGGACGCACCCUGUACGGUUUCGGAGGUUAAAUCGCAUUCCAAAGUUUCGCUCUUCAAACGGCCCUUUUCAGGGCCAC